Molecule: messenger RNA, 1000 nt
Organism: Chroicocephalus ridibundus (black-headed gull)
Lineage: Eukaryota; Metazoa; Chordata; Aves; Charadriiformes; Laridae
Gene: CELA3B
Product: chymotrypsin like elastase 3B
Exons: 8
Coding region: 149-949 (266 amino acids)
Biological process (GO): proteolysis
Molecular function (GO): serine-type endopeptidase activity
Source: RefSeq, a predicted model, not a curated record
CGAGGUUAAUGGUUAACCCCCCCCCCAGCGCCCAGGUGGGUGCCGGCUGCCCGUUCCCAGGGGCGCCCUUGGGUGCCCCCGAUAGCGGGGGGGAUUUAAGGCGGGCGAGCGGCCGCCCCCGCUGCGCCCUGACCGAACCGGGACCGCGAUGCUGACCCUCCUCCUCCUGCUGUUGGUGGCCGGCGGCGGCCGGGCCGCGGUGCUGCCGGACUCCCGGGUGGUCAACGGGGAGGAUGCUGUGCCCUACAGCUGGCCCUGGCAGAUCUCGCUGCAGUACGAGCGGGACGGCACCUACCGCCACACCUGCGGGGGGACCCUCAUCGCGCCCAACUGGGUGAUGACGGCCGCGCACUGCAUCUCCUCCACGCUCACCUACCAGGUGGUGCUGGGCGAGUUCGACAUGGGCGCCGAGGAGGGCCCCGAGCAGCGCAUCCCCGUGGCCUCCAGCGACAUCUUCGUCCACCCCAAAUGGCGAAGCUCCUGCGUGGCCUGCGGCAAUGACAUCGCCCUGAUGAAGCUGCAGCGCCCGGCCGUGCUCAACACCCAGGUGCAGACGGGGCAGCUGCCCCCCCCCGACACCGUCCUGCCCGAUGGGUACCCCUGCUACCUGAGCGGCUGGGGACGGCUCUCCACGGGGGGGCCGCUGCCGGAGCGGCUGCAGCAGGCGCUGAUGCCCGUGGUGGGCUUUGAGCGCUGCACCCAGCCCGACUGGUGGGGCAGCCUCUCCAUCCGCCGCACCAUGAUCUGCGCCGGCGGCGCCGAGAAGGCCGGCUGCAACGGCGACUCGGGGGGUCCCCUGAACUGCCAGGCGGCCGACGGGAGCUGGGAGGUGCACGGCAUCGCCAGCUUCGUCUCGGGGCUGGGCUGCAACGCGCCCAAGAAGCCGACGGUCUUCACCCGCGUCUCCGCCUUCGAGGACUGGAUCGCCGAGAUCAUGAGCCAGAACUGAGCGCGGCGGCGACGGCGACCUCCCGGCGUGGCACCGGGCAAAUAAACCCAC